Molecule: messenger RNA, 4184 nt
Organism: Talpa occidentalis (Iberian mole)
Lineage: Eukaryota; Metazoa; Chordata; Mammalia; Eulipotyphla; Talpidae
Gene: EPAS1
Product: endothelial PAS domain protein 1
Exons: 16
Coding region: 494-3109 (871 amino acids)
Biological process (GO): cellular response to hypoxia; regulation of transcription by RNA polymerase II
Cellular component (GO): cytoplasm; nucleus; transcription regulator complex
Molecular function (GO): RNA polymerase II transcription regulatory region sequence-specific DNA binding; protein dimerization activity; DNA-binding transcription factor activity, RNA polymerase II-specific
Source: RefSeq, a predicted model, not a curated record
CACAACGCCGGCGCCCGCCGCGCGCCCGCCCCCGCGCUCCUGAGGCGGCCGUACAAUCCUCGGCAGUGUCCUGAGACUGUAUGGUCAUCCCAGCGCCCGCCCGGCCACCGGCUCCUCCAACGCCCUGCGUUCCGGCCGCUUUUCACUUUUUUGAAGUCCCAGAAAAGUGACUUCUCUUCCAAGGAAAAAGGAACUUCAGCCCCCUUCGCGCUGGCCUUUUGCAUUUGACAGCCUCCUCCCACUCCCUACCCGACCCCGCCUCCCCGUGCAGGUUGCUUCCCGUCACCUUUCUCCACCCCCAGCCCCCGCACCUAGCCAGCUGCGCCCAGACUUCCACCUGACUGUGCGGGGCGCUAAGAACCUGCGAGCGCUUGGGGCCUUUUCCACCGGACCUGGCCGCAGGGACUGCGUGAGGACCGCGGUGAAGACAGUGGCCACAGCCUCCGCCGGCGGGGAGCCCGGCUGUUCGGCGCUUCCGAGGGCCACGGCCACAAUGACAGCUGACAAGGAGAAGAAAAGGAGUAGCUCGGAGAGGAGGAAGGAGAAGUCCCGAGAUGCUGCAAGGUGCCGGCGGAGCAAGGAGACGGAGGUCUUCUAUGAGCUGGCCCACGAGCUGCCCCUGCCUCACAGCGUGAGCUCCCACCUGGACAAGGCCUCCAUCAUGCGCCUGGCCAUCAGCUUCCUGCGUACACACAAGCUCCUGUCCUCAGUUUGUUCUGAAAAUGAGUCUGAAGCUGAGGCUGACCAGCAGAUGGACAGCUUGUACCUGAAAGCCUUGGAGGGCUUCAUUGCUGUGGUGACCCAAGAUGGAGACAUGAUCUUUCUGUCAGAAAACAUCAGCAAGUUUAUGGGACUCACCCAGGUGGAGCUAACAGGACACAGUAUCUUUGACUUCACUCAUCCCUGUGACCAUGAGGAGAUCCGUGAGAACCUGAGUCUCAAAAAUGGCUCUGGUUUUGGGAAAAAAAGCAAAGAUCUGUCCACAGAGAGAGACUUCUUCAUGAGGAUGAAGUGCACAGUCACCAACAGAGGCCGAACCGUCAACCUCAAGUCAGCCACCUGGAAGGUCUUGCACUGCACUGGCCAGGUGAAGGUGUACAGCAGCUGCCCGCCUCACAGUAGCCUCUGCGGCUACAAGGAGCCCUUGCUCUCCUGUCUCAUCAUCAUGUGUGAACCCAUCCAGCACCCAUCCCACAUGGACAUCCCCCUGGACAGCAAGACCUUCCUGAGCCGCCACAGCAUGGACAUGAAGUUUACCUACUGCGAUGACAGAAUCACAGAACUGGUUGGUUACCAUCCUGAAGAGCUACUUGGCCGCUCAGCGUACGAGUUCUACCAUGCCCUGGACUCAGAGAACAUGACUAAAAGUCAUCAGAAUUUGUGCACCAAGGGUCAGGUGGUGAGCAGCCAGUACCGGAUGCUUGCGAAACACGGGGGCUACGUGUGGCUGGAGACCCAGGGGACAGUCAUCUACAACCCUCGCAACCUACAGCCCCAGUGCAUCAUGUGUGUGAACUACGUUCUGAGUGAGAUUGAGAAGAACGAUGUGGUGUUCUCCAUGGACCAGACUGAAUCACUGUUCAAGCCCCACCUGAUGGCCAUGAACAGCAUCUUUGAGGACAGCGGCGACUUGUCUGUGUCAGAAAAGAGUAACUUCCUGUUUACCAAGCUGAAGGAGGAGCCAGAGGAGCUGGCCCAGCUGGCCCCCACUCCGGGAGAUGCCAUCAUUUCUCUGGAUUUCGGGAACCAGAACUUUGAGGAAUCCUCCACCUAUGGCAAGACCAUCCUGCCCUCAAGUCAGCCAUGGGCUGGAGAGUUGAGGAGUCAAGGUGCCCAGAGCGAGACUGGGAGCUUGCCAGCCUUCACUGUGCCCCAGGCAGCCACCCCAGGGAGCACCACCCCUAGUGCCACCAGCAGCAGCAGCUGCUCUACGCCCAGCAGCCCUGGAGAUUAUUACACAUCUCUGGAUGAUGAGCUGAAGAUUGAAGUGAUUGAGAAGCUCUUUGCCAUGGACACAGAGGCAAAGGACCAGUGCAGCACGCAGACGGAUUUUAAUGAGCUCGACUUGGAGACACUGGCCCCCUACAUCCCCAUGGACGGGGAAGAUUUCCAGCUCAGUCCCAUCUGCCCUGAGGAGAGGCUCGUGCCCGAGAAUCCCCAGUCCAACCCCCAGCACUGCUUCAGCACCAUGACCAACAUCUUCCAGCCACUGGCCCCUGUGGCUCCUCACAGCCCCUUCCUCCUGGACAAGUACCAGCAGCAGCAGCUGGAAAGCAAGAAGACAGAGCCUGAGCACCGGCCCAUGUCCUCCAUCUUCUUCGAUGGAGGGAGCAAGGCCACCCUGCCCCCGUGCUGUGGCCAGGCCAGCACCCCUCUUUCUUCUAUGGGGGGCAGAUCCAACGUACAGUGGCCUCCUGAUCCACCAUUACAUUUUGGACCCACGAAGUGGCCUGCUGGGGAGCAACACACUGAGUCCUUGGGGGCCUCACAGCUGGGGCCGCCCAUCACCCCACCCCAUCUCUCCAUGUUCAAGAAGAGGUCUGCAAAAGACUUUGGGGCUCGGGGCCCGGACCUGAUGAGCCCAGCCAUGAUAGCGCUCUCCAACAAGCUGAAGCUGAAGAGGCAGCUGGAGUCUGAGGAGCAAGCCUUCCAAGACAUGAAUGUGGGGGACCCACCGGGCAGCAGUGCUUCACACUUGAUGUGGAAAAGGAUGAAGAGCCUCAGAGGCGGGGGGAACUGCCCUUUGAUGCCCAGUAAACCACUGAAUGCAAACGUCCCCAAUGAUGAAUUCACCCAAAAUCCAAUGAGAGGCCUGGGCCAGCCCCUCAGACACCUGCCACCACCACAGCCACCAUCUACCAUGAACCCUGGGGAUAAUACCAAGACCGGGUUCCCCCCGCAGUGUUACACCCCCCAGUACCAGGACUACAAUCUGCCAUCAGCUCGCAAGGCAUCAGGCAUGGCAAGCCGUCUGCUCGGGUCUUCAUUUGAGCCAUACCUGCUGCCCGAAUUGACCAGAUAUGACUGUGAGGUGAAUGUUCCUGUGCCAGGCAGUUCCACGCUCCUGCACGGAAGGGACCUCCUCAGGGCCCUGGACCAGGCCACCUGAGCCAGGGCCCCCGCCGGGCAGGCACCCCGCCAUGCCCGCCCACUAGCUUCACUCUCUACAUCUACUUUUGCAACUAGGUAUUUCUAACAUCACACUUUUUACAAGAUGUACUUACCUGGUCAACUUGCCCAGGUCACCGAAUAGUGGCCUUUUUCUGAAGAUGCUCACUUUAUCCACAUUUUUAAAAUAUACAAUUGUUUUUACCUGCUAAGUUUUGCUGUUAAUGAAAAUAUUUUUAAAUUUUGUAAGAUUUUUCUGUCCCCAGCUUCAAUUACCUCUAAUUUAUAUUAUUCAUAGGUCUCUCUCUCGCGCACACAAUACCCCUAUUAACAAGUUUGGUAUAUCUUUGUUCUCCUGCAAGGAAAACUUUGGCUUCAUUUAACUCAAAAGAUUUUGUUGUCGUUGCCAAAGAGAAAAAUAACUUGGCUUUCCGAGCUUGUUUGUGGCCGCCUCUUCUCAGAGCCUUCUCCUUUCUUUUUUACAACGAAUCACCAUAUUGUAAAUUUGUCUUUUUUUUUAAGCUGACUCUGCUCUCAUUUUGAUAUUACUUUGGAAAAAGAAAUGUGAAGGGAGAACUCCAGUGUAUGUGGUUUUCUGUGAGAGUUGCACAGUGUGGCUUUUCCUAAACUGUUUGCUGUCCCCCUAGCCCUGCCCCCCACUCGGAGGAUUUUUUUUUUUAUCAUCAUCCAAAAACAUAAGUUUUUUAAAAAGAAAAUUUAUAUCUGGGUUAAGUGUUUAUCAUAUCUAUGGGUACUUUGUAAUAUCUAAAAACUUAGAAACGGAAGUGGCAUCCUGCUCACGAAAUCACUUUAAGACCUUUCGGAAGCUGUUCGUUUUCUCCUUCCUGGUGUUGCUGACACUGAGGUCUUGUACAGUUCUCCCCGGGCCUGUACUAACACCUCAAGGUUUCUCUCUGUUGGCUCUUUGGGGAUAUGUCUUAGGCGAGACAAUCCAAGAAGUUAGACUCCUGAAGUGGAAGCAUGGCGAGCUGUCUCCUCCUCGUGGUCUAUAUGUAUUAUGUAUGUAUGUAUGUAUUAUUAUUGCUGCCAAGAGGGUCUGAUGGCAUGUCGGGGGA